AUGUUCCGCUACUCACUUUGCUCCCUGAUGCCGAACGAAGGACUUCACCGGGUAACACCUGAGCCAGUAUUUACAUUGGAGGAAAAGUUGGACUCAUUAGAUAAAGACCCCAAUCACCACCAUCACGACUCAAAAAACAAACCAAUAUCUCGAUGGUUAAUCCCCAUACUUUAUCGAAUUCAAAAAUAUAGUGCUUAUUCAUUUAUCUCAUUCCUAGGUAUUCAUGUGACUUCAGUUGUAAUAGUUCCCAUCAUCCCAGUCGAUAAAGAGCUCAAACAACAAGUUUUUUCUUUGGCUAAAGCUGUAUAUCAGGAUAUACCAUUUUUUGAGCCAAUUGCCAUCAUUGGCGCAUCUUUAGUUCAUAUUGUUGCUGGAAUGGGAUUGAGAUUAGUACGCGGAUAUAAGAAACACCAAUUGCAUAGAAGAUUAGAGCAAAAAAAGGAAAAGCAUAGAACACUAAACAACAACGAUUCAUUCAAUAUUCGAGAUGAUGAUGAUGAUAUAGGAUUUGGUGGAUUAUCCAAUAUAUUUGGUUUGGGAUAUAGGAAAUCCUUCAUUUCAAAAAUCUUGGGCAUUACACCGUUACAAUUUUCAGGAUACUUGUUGAUCCCCUUUGUUGCUUAUCAUUAUUAUAAAUUUAGAUAUGUGCCAAUGUCAAUAGAAGGAGAUUCAUCGUUGAUCAAUUUGGAUUAUGUAUCCUAUGUGUUGAAUUUGAAACAUCCUAAGUUUCAAGUGUUGGCACUUACGAGCUUAGUUUGGAUUAUGUCAUAUCAUGUUACUAAUGGGGUAAUGAAGUUGAAUUCGUGGUACAGUAAGAGUUGUAAACGAAUUGGAUUAGCCGUAGUUAAUCUUAUGGGGAUCUGUGGAAUGGUUGGAGUUUAUUUAUUCAAAAAAGAAGAAAUUGAUGGUGGUGAUUUCCUUGGGAAAGUAUUUACCAAAUAUAUCAAUUCAUUCUUGUUGUGA
This is a messenger RNA of Lodderomyces orthopsilosis Co 90-125, 963 nucleotides long. RefSeq lists its product as uncharacterized. The record is from RefSeq and is a predicted model, not a curated record. Gene Ontology annotation, cellular component: mitochondrial outer membrane. Lineage: Eukaryota; Fungi; Ascomycota; Pichiomycetes; Serinales; Debaryomycetaceae. The transcript has a single exon. Gene Ontology annotation, biological process: lipid homeostasis; mitochondrion organization. The coding region runs from base 1 to 963 and encodes 320 amino acids.